Messenger RNA from Yarrowia lipolytica CLIB122, 1023 nucleotides. RefSeq lists its product as uncharacterized. The record is from RefSeq and is a predicted model, not a curated record. NCBI's taxonomy places the organism in Eukaryota, Fungi, Ascomycota, Dipodascomycetes, Dipodascales. Gene Ontology annotation, molecular function: oxidoreductase activity. Gene Ontology annotation, cellular component: mitochondrion.
AUGAAAGCAGCUUACACCACAGGGUAUGGAGGCCCGGACAAGAUCCAGUACUCCGAGGACCAUCCCAAGACGACUCUGAUUGCCGACGAUCAUGUUCUGAUCCGGGUGGCUGCUGCGUCGCUCAAUCCCAUUGAUGGCAUGAGAAACCGUGGCUUUCUGAAGAUGUUGGCACCUGACAAACACCCUCAUAUCUUUGGCUACGAUGUAUCUGGGGUGGUGGAGGAGGUGGGACUUGGGGUGGAUGAGUUCAAGGCAGGCGAUAGAGUCUACAGCCGGAUUGGCGAGCGUCAGGACGGCACCAUGGCCGAGUUUGUGAGCGUCAAGUCCUCACUCGUGGCCAGAGCCCCAUCAAACAUUUCUCUCCAAGAUGCUGCAGGCAUCCCCUUGGUAGGUCUGACCUCCAUGCAAGCGUUUGAAGCUGGCAAUCUGCAAAGGGACCAAACCAUCUUCAUCUCCAAGGGCUCCGGAGGUAUCGGCACCUUUGCGAUUCAGCUGGCAAAGAACGUGUAUGGAGCCAAAGUCAUCACCACGGCUUCAUCCAAGAAAAUGGACCUGCUGCGACAACUAGGGGCUGACCAGGUGAUCAACUACCGGACCACAGUGUUCAAGAACGUGGUUUCGGAUGUCGAUUAUGCGCUCGAUGUGUCCAACCAGCCCCAUGCCCACGUGUCAAUCACCAAGAAGAACGGCUUUGUGGGCAGUCUUAACGGCACUCCUUCCCCCGAGACGGUGGAAGACACCCUGAGUGUCAAGCCCGGUGCAUUGGUAUCGUCUCUGCUUCGUUCGGUCGCCUUUGUUACCACCAGAUGUGCCUGGAUCUACGGCGUGAGAUACCAGGCGAUCGUGUGCAGACCUUCGGGAAAACAGCUGGCCAUCAUCACCGAGUACAUCGAGGCGGGCAAGAUCAAGCCCGUGACAGAUUGUGUUUUUGAUCUGAAGGAUGCAAAGGAGGCUGUCAAGAAGCUAGAAGCGGGACAUGCCACUGGAAAGAUUAUUGUUUGUGUGGAUGGUGGAUUGAAGUGA